CUGAUUUCAGUCGCGUAUGACGACAGCGGAGAUGGGGGACCAAGCAGAACAACAGCAGCAGCGCGUGCAGCAGCGUGGGAGGAAGCGCACACUCCCAAAGCCAAGCCAAAGCACAUCGUCAUCGGCCUUGUUGCAGUCAGACGCGCAGCGGCUUGUCACACUGAAAGCCAUUCUCGCCUUUGAAGACGAGCACCGGCGGCUGCUGAGACAACUCAUCACGGAUUUCCGCGAUGCGAUAGCCAGCGAUCAGGAACUGGCUGUGGACCAGGCACAGCUGGAUCUGCUGUUCCCGCCAAUCUUGCAGUACAUGCACGACCAAUCAAAAACCACAGUGAAGUUGCUGUCAGCGCGGGUGCGCACUGCACAGGGCCGGGCCGUUGUUGGCGAUGUCUAUCAUCGCCUCUUUGACCGCGUAUCAAACGUCAACCAGGGCAUGUCGCGAGUGGAGUCUGCCUACUUUGAGUUUGCAUUCACACACGUGUCGCGGAAACGGCUGUUGGAGGAGAUCCUGACGACCAACAGCCACCCGCUGUACUCCAUUCUUCGCGUGACAAGCAGCCGUGUCUUUGAUGAAGGCAACACACUCACACACGCAAUCGACGCGCCCUUUCUUCACUUGCGAGCGUGGUCACGAAAGUUGCGCGCGCUCAUCAAAGCGACGCCGACAGACCAUCCUGAUGCAGUGUUUCUCAGGGAAACGGCAGAAUUCUUUCGUGCCCUCUCAAAGGAACUUGCAUCCGCCCUUCAGAGCGCUUCCAGCACAAGCCGGCCAAUCUCGUUUGCUGCGAGCGACUCAAGCCCAACAAAGGACGGGGCUGUUGCUACAGCUGCUGCUAACGGCAACACAAGCUAUGACAGCGUGAACAGCAGCAACACAAAGGCAUACAGGGGGAGUGCGCGGCUUCUCGAGCUCCCAAAGCACAAGACAAGCGACGACGAAACAUCUGCCGAGACCAAGGCACGAGCAGGUAGUGGCCGGCACAGCACAAAGAAGGGCAACAACGAUGACAAUGUCGACGCCAACACCAACGCCAACACAGACGAGGACAACACGCGCACCGCCAACGGGCGGCUGUCUGUGAUUUCGCGGCCAGAAUCGUUUACGCACGUGGUGCACAUGGGCCCUGACGCGGUGUUGUUUGGCGGCCUCUCUGCUGCCGCCAAGCAGGAACUCAAGAAUGCAACGCCAGGACGGCGGGCUGCGCUUGUUCGCCAGGGCGCGAGGGAAGGCAGCACCAGCACGGCGGGCCAUAACGUGAGCAGCAGCAGUCUGCUGUCUCCAACAUCACCAUCUUCCUCCUUCAUCGGGUCCUUUCGUGGGUUUUCUCUCCGCCGCCGCCAAGCAGCAACAGCGAAUGGUGACGGCAGCGACCAACUUCAGCGCUCGCGUUCGCUGCACUCCUCUCGUCCAAGCAGCAGAGACUCGGCCACGCUCUCCCCGACACACACGCGCACGCGUGCAUCUUCCACACGCGCAGCGAGACACCGCACCAGCAACGGAGGUGGUGGCGAUGGUAGUGGUGACGAGGACGUGGUGCCAGCAUCAGCGUCGUCACCUUCGCUGUUUCGUCGCGGUCUGCGAUUGUUCUCACGGCGAUCACGGCGCCGCUCACAGCGCACAGGCACCACGCACGGCAGCAGCGACGGUGCUGUUCACGUCGAUGGUGACGGUGGUGCUGGUGGUGCUGAUGACAGUCGGGGUGGGUCACGCGGUGCGCCAGGCAGUGUGGUGUCCACCGCGAAAGACAGCACGAUGGACACGAAGGUGAAGAGCAGCAACGGUGCCGGCCUAUCACCACUGGCGGCAUCACAUCGCCAGCGCGUGCGAGGUGACGGUUCGAGUCAGGUGAGCAGCACCAGCAGCGGACCGAGCACACCGUCCCGCAGCCCGCUCAUGCGCGCCCGGCAGCUGCUACAGGGCGGGCGCCGCAAGGCAAAGCGUGGUGGUGACGGUCACCGGCGACGCGGACGGAAGGUGGCACCGAGCAUAGCGGCAUCAGCGUCGAACGCGACAGGCGGUCGUGACGGCAGUGGUGCUGGUGGCCGCAUGCACGUGCAGUCGGCGUCGCUGGAGGGAUUGGACGACGUGUUUGAUGACUCGUCAGCAGGGAGCACGCCUGUGCUUGACCGCUCGCUGGCGUUUCGCACUGCACUCGCAGCAGAGGCAGCAGAACACGCCCUCACGUCGUCCCCAGCACGUACCGGCCAUCGUGGUGGCGGUGGUGGUGUGCAGGGGAAGGGAAGCAGAGGUGGUGGAAACACGGACAGACGAGGAGAGAAGCGGCAGACACGAACAGCAACAACAGCAACAUCAUCAGCAACAACACCAGCAACAGCAAGAACAUCAGCGGUAGCAUCGGUGGGUGCGGCCAAACAAGUGCAAAAGCAGCACGACGGUGGCGGCAACAGCAAGAGCGCGAGUAGCAGUCGCGGUGUUGUUGACUUUACGCGGGCUGCGAGUGUGUCGACAACAGCGCGUGUGCUCUCGUGGGGUGCGGGCGUUGCAGAGGCGACAACACGAAGCGACGAGGAGGAAGACAAGGUUGGACGACAGGCUGCUUCUGCUGAAGUGGUGGCGGGGCAGCAGCAGGAGGAGAACAAAGAGGGAAGUGAGACCGGGGAGACGGUGGAGGAGAAGGGGGAGGUGUUGACACGGAGAAAGGCGAGAAGAGGUAAUUCGGGUGUCGUUGAUGGUAAAGGGAACGCCAGUCCCGCGCACCGUCAGCGCGCGCCAACGAUUGUGGUGGACGGAGACAUUGUAGGUAAUGAUGAUGGUGUAGGUGAUGAUGAUGUUGGUGGCGAUGGUGGCGAUGGUGGCGAUGGUGGAGGACAACAUACGUUGCACAGCAGCCGCACCCACCAGAUAGCAGCGGCCGCUGGUGAUGACCACGAUAGCGGCGAUGAUGAGGAGGAUCCGAUGAACACGACACUGCAGUCGUCGUCGUCGUCCAUCGGGCGGCUGGAGGUGCUGCGGCAAGUGAGCACGGUAUCGCUCCCCUCAACAACAAUGGAGAUUGAUGACGAGGACAGCCUUGACUUUGAGCACAGCGAUCGUGACGACGACCAUGACGACCAUGAUGAUGGUGAUGGUGAUGGUGAUGGUGGGGACGAUGAUGACAAUUACGAUGGUGAGCAGAGAGGACGCAGCAAGGUGGCGUGGGCGGUUGGUCGCGACGGGCGUGCACAUGCCCGAGACGAGUCGAGUGCAAUGCAGCUACCGGGCAAUGAUGGCAGUGACGGCAGUCGUGUGGACGGCGGUGAUAGGGUUGACAUGAGCUCGGAUGGGUCCAGUGACAUUAUUGAGUGCUGAUUGUCUGCCGUUGUUGAGAGUGCGCGCGCGCGUGUGCGUACGUGUGUGUGUGUGUGUGUGUGCGUGUAUGUGUCUGUGAGAGAGAGAGAGUGUGUGUGUGUGCAUGUGUGUGUCUGUGUGUGUGUGAGAGAGAGAGAGUGUGUGUGUGUGCG
Molecule: messenger RNA, 3462 nt
Organism: Salpingoeca rosetta
Lineage: Eukaryota; Choanoflagellata; Craspedida; Salpingoecidae
Exons: 13
Coding region: 17-3310 (1097 amino acids)
Molecular function (GO): guanyl-nucleotide exchange factor activity
Source: RefSeq, a predicted model, not a curated record